AUGCCCAACCAAUACCGUGACAUCCAAACCGUUAACUCAACGAGCUUUUUAUAUACCCUUGAGCAGAACGUGUCUGUGCCUUUGGGGAACGGUGGUGUGGUUCGCUGCAAUGUGUAUAAGCCCAAGGCAGCUUCAGCGGGGAACCGGUUCCCCGUGCUUAUGACAUAUGGUCCGUAUGGCAAAGAUGUUUCCUAUGAGCAAUUCAAUCCGAAAAGUUUUUCAGAAGUCGACACAGCGCACCAGACAGAGCAUUCUGCAUGGGAGACUCCGACCCCCCUCUUUUGGACCGAUCACGGAUAUGUUGUCGUGCGAGCAGACGAAAUCGGUAUCGGACAGUCUCCCGGUGUGUUGGACGUGAAAUCCGCGACUGCAAUCGAUGGAUUCUGUGACGUGAUUGAGUGGGCUGCUCAGCAACCUUGGUCCUCUGGAAAAGUCGGCCUUCUCGGCGUCAGCUACUAUGCUGCCACACAAUGGCAGGUUGCGGCCCGCCAGCCGAGAGGUCUAUCGGCCAUUGUGCCAUGGGAAGGAUUCUCUGAUCCCUAUAAUGAAUCCUUGCGACAUGGUGGUAUCCUAUCGAACAAAUUCUUUGACAUGUGGUACGCUCGUCAGGUCGCACCGAACCAGUACGGGCUACCCGGGCGGGCAGCACGUAACUGGGGCCCAGACACUGUUGAGGGCGAUCUCACAGCCGAUGAAUUAGAUGCAAACAGACACAAAGCUGUUUUGCAUGAGCAGCGAUAUCGAGAUGAUGAACAACUAGCGGCCCUCAACUUCAACCUGGAAGAUAUCACUGUCCCCAUUCUAAGCGUGGCCAACUUAGGGGGGAGUUUGUUACAUCUUCGAGGAAAUGUGAAUGGGUAUUUAUGGGCGGGAUCUGAGUUCAAAUAUCUGCGGUUUAUCGUCGGACGGCACGAUCUACCCUUCUACUAUCCCGAAGAAGUAGAAGUCCAAAGAAGCUUCCUCGAUCCUUGGCUGAAAGAAGAAGACCGAGAGGGAUGGACAACGAAAGGAGCACUUCCUGCAGUUGAUCUAAUUCUGCGCCAAGGAAACGUUGGGUAUAAUAAUCCAGCGGGAGAGAAAAGUUUCACUCGCCGAAAGGAAAGUGAAUGGCCAUUGGCGAGGACAGAAUACACACCCUUUUUCCUUACAGCAGAUCAAGGGCUUCAAUACGUCCGACCAGGGCAGCCACUGGCCACAAAAUUAAGUUACAGAGCCCUAGGUAAAGGUCGACCUUCUGAUAUUUUGAAUUUCACAUCAGCGCCCUUCGAGUCGGAAACAGAGAUUACUGGACAUAUUGUGGCUCACCUGAAUGUCUCUGUCAGCAGGGACCGAUGGGGAAGCUCUCCAUCUGGCUUGGACUUGUUUAUCAGCCUGCGUCAUUUGUCACCGUCUGGCGAAGAAAUUUCCUAUACGGGCUCUGCAGGGGAACCCGUCCCUGUGACCAAGGGGUGGCUCCGUGUGUCUCUCCGCAAAACCAAUCCUCAGCAUGCGCGACACCGUUCUUGGCUACCAUAUCGGGAUUUCUAUUCUACAGAUGUUUUGCCUGUGAUUCCCAAUGAGGUGUACCCUGUUGAUGUGGAGAUAUGGCCGACAAAUGUGGUUAUUGAAACUGGGGGUCGGUUAGUUCUAGAAGUGAGCUCGGGAGACACCGCAGGGACUGGAUUUUGGGGUCACGACGACUCCAUUGACAGGUCGGAAACGGUCUUCAAAGGUCAGAAUUGCAUUCAUUUCGGAUCGGAUUAUGUCAACUACAUCACUUUGCCUAUCAUUCCCCCGAAAUAA
Molecule: messenger RNA, 1782 nt
Organism: Penicillium samsonianum
Lineage: Eukaryota; Fungi; Ascomycota; Eurotiomycetes; Eurotiales; Aspergillaceae
Product: CocE/NonD family hydrolase
Exons: 3
Coding region: 1-1782 (593 amino acids)
Molecular function (GO): dipeptidyl-peptidase activity
Source: RefSeq, a predicted model, not a curated record